AAAAAUAUGGGAUUAGGAAAUGAACACAAACGUGUGCGACUCAGCUUGACUCUUUUACUUCUUCUGACUGAAAAUUCAUUUCGAGGUCUAGAAAGGUUCUUUUGGACUCUGUGCCUUCUUCAACAUAGAGACUCCAAGUUUAACAACUUCAAUUCAGAAACUGUAACAUCAUGUCAAAAAAGGCGAAGAGUGAUUCCCAAAAAAAGACUGCAAGACGAGCAACAUCCAAUGUCUUUGCUAUGUUCGAACAAAAUCAAAUAGCCGAGUUCAAAGAGGCUUUCCAGAUGAUUGAUUCCAAUAAAGAUGGUCUUAUUGACAAAAAUGAUCUUAGAGCAACGUUUGACUCCUUAGGAAGAAUCGUGAGUGAAACUGACCUCAACAACAUGAUUGCCGAAGCUCCCGGACCAAUUAACUUCACAAUGUUCCUCACCAUUUUCGGAGAAAGGAUAUCCGGGACGGAUCAAGAGGAAGUCAUUAAAAAGGCUUUCAAUACUUUCGACCCUGAUGGUGCUGGGAAGAUAUGCGAAAAGAAAUUAAAGAAAGCUCUCAUCACGUGGGGAGAGAAACUGACAUCAUCUGAGGUGGAUGAAGCUUUCAAAGAGGCUCCCAUUGACAGGGAUGGAAUGAUCGACAUAGGAUCCUAUGUAAAAGUCAUCUGUGGUACAGCAGUAGAAGAAGAGUAGGCGAUACGAAAAAUUUAAUUUCAAAAUUUCGGCAACUCAUAUACUGAUUCUAAUUUAUUUGUGUUAUCAGAUUCACAUUCACAAUAUAAUGACAUACCAGGAAUUUAAACGUCUAAAUUUAGGAACAUGAAUGUUUUAGUUGAUCAGAAUCCAAAUAAAACUGCACCAACGAAAAUAGUUAAAAGGCAAACCAGCGUAUGAUGCCUGCCCAAACCAACAGUGAUAACCUAACUGUGCAUUUCAGAGUAGCUUUGUAUUAGAAUACUGUACUUUUUAUAAUAGAAAUAAAAUAAAAAUAUGAUACUCUGGUGUAA
Parasteatoda tepidariorum (common house spider) is the source of this 997-nucleotide messenger RNA. The record is from RefSeq and is a predicted model, not a curated record. Lineage: Eukaryota; Metazoa; Arthropoda; Arachnida; Araneae; Theridiidae.